AUGACACGACGAACAAACAGCCGGGAGAAAGCAAGCGGGGGCACAGGACGGCGUGGCACGGGGCACUGCGGGCUCGCGGCACGCACGCCUCGACGCCGACCCCGCAGCCCGCUGGGCCGCUUCCCGCCCCCGGGGCGCUGCCGAGACGCCUCGCCGCCGGCAGCUCUCGCACCUACCGCUCCCUCAGGAGCGCCGGCUCCCGCGGGUAACGGCGCGGACGCGAAGGAGGCGCCACGCGAGCGCCCGUCCCGCGCGGCCCGGCCCCGUCAGCGGGCAGCGCGGGGCCGGAUGCGGUUCCCAUGGCGACGAGGAGCCGUCCCCCCGCCCGCCGCCCCGCGCUCACCGGCAGCUCGGAGCGCCGCCGGCGCCACAUCCCGCCGGUACCGCACGUCACGCAGCGCGCCGCCUGGCGCGGGGGUUGCACGUCGCCGCCCGGUUUCCACGGCAGCGGGCGGUAACGGAAGCCGCGGAAUGGAGGGCGGGCGGGCCCCGCUGUGGGAGGCGCGGCUGGCGGAAGCCGAAGCGGGCCGGACCGAGUACCGCGAGGCUGCUCUGCUGCUGGCCCGGCGCAACGCGGAGCUGCUGCAGCGGCAGCGGCACUCGGAGAGGGAGGCGGCGGCCGUGCUGGCGCUCCUCGGGGAGCAGGGCCGGGAGAGGGCGGCGGAGGUGCGAGCCGGGCUGCCGGGUGGGCGCCUUAGCGCCGCUCCGACCGCUCCGAGUCCGAGUACCGAGGGAAGCGGCAUCUCCGAAACGAGCUGGAACUACGUAGCUCGCUCCGAAACCACUGCCAUUACCUAUGCACUUUCGCCAGCCAAGAACAAGGGCCUGCGUGCCACGCUCCUAAACAUCUGUACCAGCGGAGGUGAUGUGCUGUUGCCACUGCUGAAAGGCACCACCCGCACCUUGCCGUGCUUGCAUCCACCGACUGAGAAACUGAAGAAGGAGCUAAUUGAUUUGAAACAGCGAACACAAGAAGAGAACAGGAAACUGGAAGACUAUUAUACCCAACAAAUAAAAGAACUGGAAGAGAAAUUUCAGAAAAAAGUUGGAGAAAUCAGCCAAAUUCAAGUAGAAUUGAAUUUAAUAAAGGAAUUGCGCAGGGAGAAAGCAGCUAUGGAGGAAGAGCUGGAAGAUCUAAAGAAGAAUAUCAAGAUCGCAAACAGGAGACAUCAGGAAGAGGUUGUGCGACUGGAGAGGAGGUUUCUUGAAGAGAAGAAAAGACUAGAAGAAGAUGCUGAGAAGAAGAUAAUGAUGACAAGAGAGGCUGCUCGACACGAAGCUGUUUUGCAGCUGAACAGCGUUGAGAGACAAGUUUUUAAAGAGAACAUUCAUCUUCAUGGUGCUUCAUCUUCUCACCUGAAGGAGGCAACGGAGUUGCAGAAAAUGAAACAGAAGUUAGAGGAGGAUAAAAUUCUUCUGUCACAGGAAAAGGAAAUCACUGAAAGUUUGAUGAGAAAAAAGAUCCUACAGAUCAACAAGCAGAAAGCACAGAUAGGGGAUCUGCAACAUAAAGUGGAAAAACUGGAGAUGGCCUUAUGUCACAAGACUAAGGAAUUUGAGACAAAGACUCAAAAAACACAGCAUCAGGCACUGAUAGAAAACCAGGCUAGCAUGGUCGAGAUCAAGAAACUGCAGCACCUGCUAGAAAUGAAGGAUCAGGAGAUGAACCGAGUGAAGAAACUAGCUCGGAAUAUCUUAAAUGAGAGGACUGAAGUGGAAAGGUUCUUCCUGGAUGCUCUGGAACAUGUGAAGAGGGAGAUCAUAGCCAGUAGAAAACACUAUAAGGAAAUGGCCCAGGCUGUUUAUUACAGGAAAAUGAUGGAGGCGUGUGCAGGGAAGGAAGAGUUUCCCAAAAUCAAGACAUUUAAUAGCAACGUGAACAGCACAAAUAGUGUGUACAGAGACCUAGAAGAAGCAGAGAAAUGCUACUGGGAAAAUACCCAGUUUAAAAAAGUAGAUAUCAGUGAGUUGACAUGGGAACAAAAAGAGCGUGUCCUGAGAUUACUUUUUGCCAAAAUGAAUGACACAAAUCUAUGGAAAUACAGGAGAGAUCUGGCUACUUCAACUCCAACUCCUGCUGAUGGUAACAAAGAAAGUACAGCUGGCACAGAAAAUAUUUCUUCCAACCAGAUAUUCAUUACACAGCAGGCUGAAUUAUGAGUUGUCAUCUUGUGCAGUAAUCCUUCCAUGUACUCAGAUGUUAACACUACGGGUAGAGGAAGGCAGCGGUACGCAUGGCAUCAACAGGAACAACUUCCACAGCACUUACAGACUCAUCUGCAAUUUUCACUUUGCGAGUUACCUUGUGAGCAAAGCUGCAAUUCUACAUCUUACCUGCUGAAUGCAGCACUGGGGUGGUAACUUGAUUAAAGAUGUAUUUUCAGUUUGCAAUAAAGUCAAGUGUAUGGGGCUUAA
This is a messenger RNA of Centrocercus urophasianus (Greater sage-grouse), 2415 nucleotides long. RefSeq names its product basal body orientation factor 1 (gene BBOF1). The record is from RefSeq and is a predicted model, not a curated record. Bases 1 to 2160 code for a protein of 719 amino acids. The transcript is spliced from 12 exons. Lineage: Eukaryota; Metazoa; Chordata; Aves; Galliformes; Phasianidae.